Solea solea (common sole) is the source of this 1981-nucleotide messenger RNA. RefSeq names its product neurotrophin 3 (gene ntf3). The record is from RefSeq and is a predicted model, not a curated record. Gene Ontology annotation, biological process: memory; regulation of neuron differentiation; cell surface receptor protein tyrosine kinase signaling pathway. The transcript is spliced from 2 exons. Lineage: Eukaryota; Metazoa; Chordata; Actinopteri; Pleuronectiformes; Soleidae. Bases 123 to 1028 code for a protein of 301 amino acids. Gene Ontology annotation, molecular function: nerve growth factor receptor binding; growth factor activity.
UAGAACCAGUGUGGUGCACAGACCAGGCGGCUGUCUCCUCAGAAAGUGGGAAGUUUUCGCCGAUCUGUCCAAAAAUUAAUCACCUUCAUGUCGACUCUGUUGGAUACUAACCCGCCGAUGCUAUGGUUACCUUUAUUACGAUCUUACAGGUGAAUCUAGUGAUGUCCAUCCUGCUGUAUGUGAUGGUCCUCGUGUACCUCUAUGGUAUCCAGGCAACCAACAUGGAUAGCAGUCACCAGGGGCAACAACAGCAGCAGCAGCAGCCAAGUCCUGACACGUUAAACUCUCUUAUCAUCCAGCUGCUUCAGGCUGACCUGAUGAGGGGGAAGACCAGGGGUAACCAGAGCCAACAGGGUAAAAGCAGGGACAUGGAGCCCCAAGAUACACUGCCCCCUCUUCUCAAUAACAACUUUCCCUUAGAGGACCAGGGUGACGUCGAGCCGUGGGGAACGGGGGGUCACGGUGGCGGGAGCAGUGACGGGAUGGUGGACCAGCAGGUGAUUAUGUUGAACUCAGACUUACUCAGGCAGCAUAAGCGGUACAACUCACCCCGGGUGCUGCUGAGCGACCGACCACCACUGCAGCCUCCACCGCUGUACCCCGCGGAUGAUUUCGUAAGCAGCGGCCCAGAAGGCGGACCGGUGGGAAACAAGACACGAAAGAAGCGCUAUGCUGAGCACAGAAGCUACCGUGGGGAAUAUUCUGUGUGUGACAGUGAGAGCCAAUGGGUGACUGAUAAAAGCCAAGCAGUGGACACUGGAGGGAACGCGGUUACUGUCCUGGCUAAAAUUGAUACCACUUCCACGCGGGAGAUUAAGCAGUUCUUUUAUGAGACACGCUGUCGGACCCCGAGGCCCUUUAAGGGUGGCUGCAGGGGCAUUGAUGACAAGAACUGGAACUCACAGUGCAAGACGACGCAGACGUUUGUGCGAGCACUGACGCAGGUUCACAAUUUAGUGCGUUGGAGGUGGAUACGCAUUGACACUUCCUGCGUCUGUGCUUUGUCAAGAAAACGUCACAGGACGUAAACAGGACGAGACAAACUCCGCUGGGAACUACCUGCAUGGAAUUUACUUCCAAAAAAAAGAUUUUGGCUCCUCUUCCUCAUGCUCACCACCACAAGGUUAUGUGUCAUGGCGGUUUAGCGUAAGAUUCUGCUAUAAAAAUGAUUCUCCUACAGGAGAAACCUUGGGUCCAUUGAAAUGACAUUUCACUUUAAUGUGCUGCAUAUCCACAAACCAGUGCAGCUUUGCUGUUACGGGAGAACUCGUUUGAGACGGGCAAUGGAGGGGGGGGCGCGAGCGUGAUGGAGGACAUAUAAAUUAUUUAAAUUAUAUGAAAUGCAUGUAUUUUAUACAUGUUAAUCUAUAUAUAUGAUGUAUGAAAAUAUUUGUGUUAUUUAUUGAAAGAAGUCUUCUCAAAAGGCAAAAAAAUCUAUAAAAAAAUAAUAAUAAUGAAACAAACUAUGAACUCAUUUUGAGAUUGUUUUAUGGAGCUGGGCUGCAAAGGUGCUUCACAGUGAGACUUUACAUGUGCCUUGACCAGUGUGGAGGCAGAGCGUAUAGGAAACUGUAACUUACAGACAACAGUUGCAGGGGCCUGUUCUGUCAAUGCACUUGAAAUUCUUCGCAUUACCACUCUGAGAGUCAGAUAUUUAUGGUAAAGUCUUAAAUUACAAGGAUUUCUGUGACUAAGAUGCAGUUCUGAGAUUUGUGACCAAAUGUAAACAUGUACACUGCAUUCACAACUGACCAUACUGUUAUGCUGUAAUACACAUUAUAUUUAUUCAUUCCACUCGUGGACAGUGUGAAAAGAAAAGAAAAAAAAAAAGAGGUUGCUCUUGUUACAUCUGCUGGCAGUGGCAGAGAUUCAAGAAAUUCCAUUUGUUUGUUUUCCUCAGGCCACCUUGAUGCUAUUCACCACAUUUUAAUUGUGAGUUGUUUUUGUGUCUUCCUAUUAAUAAAAACCUAUAUUUCUUAAA